AUGGCUCCGCUCCGCCGCCUCUGCCUCCUCCUGGCUCUGCUGCUGCCGCCUCCCGCGGCACCGGCACCGGCACCGGCCCCGCUCCGCCGCCCGGACUGGGCCGCCUGCAGGAUCCUGUCCCGGGAGCUGUCGCGGCUGCUGGCGGCCGUCAAAGAGCCGCCCUCGGCGCUGGACGGGAUGCAGCUGCUGGAGGAGGACCCCCAGAAUUGGCCCCCCCGGAUCCGCUGCAGCGACGCCUGUGACCCCCUGACGCUGGAGACCAACAACACGCGCUGCCUGCAGCGGGUCCACCAGGCGCUCCAGCACUACCGGGACCUGCUGGGCUCCGACAUCUUCCAGGACCAGCCCCAGCCCCAGCUGGAGACCACGAUGGAGCAGCUGCUGCGCCACGUCCAGGAGGGGCACGGCCGCCCCCCCCGGCACCCCCUGGCCCCCACCGCGGUCUGGGCGCGGCACCUGGCGCGGCACCUGGCGCUGAAGCGGCUCCGCUCCUUCGCCGCCGUCAUCAGCCGCGUCUUCAACCACAGCGCCCGCUGA
This is a messenger RNA of Pseudopodoces humilis (Tibetan ground-tit), 537 nucleotides long. It is a transcript of the gene IL23A, whose product is annotated as interleukin 23 subunit alpha. The record is from RefSeq and is a predicted model, not a curated record. NCBI's taxonomy places the organism in Eukaryota, Metazoa, Chordata, Aves, Passeriformes, Paridae. Gene Ontology annotation, cellular component: extracellular region. Gene Ontology annotation, biological process: immune response. Gene Ontology annotation, molecular function: cytokine activity.